AUGCUUUCAAACCCUUCAACAUCUGCCAUGCUCACCUUUUCUUCUGCUAGGGUGAGAGCUGGGUUUAGUGUGUGGCCUAAUGUGAGGCAACUUUGCUUUAGAAAAGGUAUUCUGUAUGGAUUUAUGCGAAUGUGUUCUACUCCGUAUAAAACACUGUGUGGAGGAGCUAGUCGCUCGCUCAAAGUGGCUCGGUUUUGUAGUGUCGCGAAUAUGUCUUCCACAUUGCAGAUUGAAUUGGUACCUUGCUUGAGUGACAAUUAUGCAUACCUUUUACAUGAUGUUGAUACGGGCACGGUUGGAGUUGUGGAUCCUUCUGAAGCUUUGCCUGUCAUUGAUGCGUUAAGCAAGAAAAAUCGAAAUUUGAAUUACAUACUCAACACUCACCAUCAUCAUGAUCACACUGGUGGAAAUGUAGAGUUAAAAGCAAGAUAUGGGGCAAAGGUGAUUGGUUCAGGAGCUGACAAGGAAAGGAUUCCUGGCAUUGAUAUCCUUUUGAAUGACGGUGAUAAGUGGAUGUUUGCUGGCCAUGAGGUGCAUGUAAUGGAAACACCUGGACACACUCGAGGUCACAUAAGCUUCUACGUUCCGGGAUCUGGGGCAAUCUUUACAGGAGACACUUUGUUCAGUUUAUCAUGUGGCAAACUCUUUGAAGGAAGCCCUGAACAGAUGCAGUCUUCGCUUAAAAAGAUCACGUCUUUACCAGACAAUACAAGUAUAUACUGUGGACACGAGUACACAUUGAGUAAUGCAAAGUUUGCAUUAUCGGUUGAACCUGAAAACAAGGAACUUCGAUCCUAUGCUGCCCAUGUUACUUACCUCCGAAGUAAAGGUUUGCCCACGAUUCCAACCAUAUUGAAGUUGGAAAAAGCUUGCAAUCCAUUCCUUCGAACAUCCAGUGCACAAAUCCGGAAAUCGUUAAACAUUGCAGUCACAGCAGAUGAUGCAGAAGCCCUGGGUAUCAUCCGGCAAGCAAAGGAUGAUUUUUAG
Lathyrus sativus (Indian pea) is the source of this 987-nucleotide messenger RNA. The record is from the annotation of a GenBank genome assembly. NCBI's taxonomy places the organism in Eukaryota, Viridiplantae, Streptophyta, Magnoliopsida, Fabales, Fabaceae.